Molecule: messenger RNA, 2478 nt
Organism: Zophobas morio
Lineage: Eukaryota; Metazoa; Arthropoda; Insecta; Coleoptera; Tenebrionidae
Exons: 9
Coding region: 548-2161 (537 amino acids)
Source: RefSeq, a predicted model, not a curated record
ACGGAAUUCUACGGUGUACAUUGAAUUUCACAGUACCUACCUAUUCUAAGUAGUACUUUCCAGUAUUAUUUGCUUAAUAAAAUAAAUACUCAACAGACGAUAAACAAACACAGAGACGGAUAACUAUAAGAUAUAAUUUUUGGUGGAGACGAAUAAGCAAAGUUUACUAAGCGCUUUAUUUUCUAUCUUUUAAAGUAGACUUACGAUUUCAUAAAAAUUUGUUCAGUAGUUUCUCCGGUGCCCCGGUUAGGUGUCUAAUAAAUCAAGAGACAAACAUGUUUCUAACAGACUGUCUUAAAAUUGAAUUUGUUUAUUCUUUUCAGACUUCAGACCAAAGGAGCAGAAUGAAUUCGUGGUGAAGUUUGAUAAUAAACUGACUUCUUACAGUUUUUCGGUAAAGGGAACAAAUGAGAUAAAAUUUUUCGCAAUCGCAGGAGAAAACAGCACUCCUUUUCACUGUGAAAUAAACGAAGCAGAAAUCUGGACCACAAUUACUAUUUUCGUAAAGGAUAAUAAGUUGUUCUAUUAUAAAAGUUAUGACACAUUAAUGCACAAACUCCUUCUGGUUCCAAAAGAAUUAAUGAUAGAACCUUCGACACCAGCAAACUUUAAAAUCUACGAAUAUGAUUUUAGAGAAGCCACUAGAACUACUAAGACACACAAUAUAUUGAAAAUUCCAGGUUCCAAAGAGGUUUAUUUAAUUAUCUCUGUCUCCUUGUGCAACACCUGCGUUCUGGUUAUAACAUAUAAUUAUGAUAAUUGUUUAAUUGUUUCAUCAAACAGCCAUAAUAAUGAAAGAUGGGAAAGAUAUAAACUAAAAAUAAAUCCUAUAAUUUCCAACCAGGUGAAGUUUAAUCGAAUCCAAAAUCCCCCAUUGGAAAAUGGAUUCUGGAGAUUACACUUAACACUAACAGAUUACUCAGAAGAAGCAGAUGACGUAGUUCCAGAAGCAAGAAAAUAUGACGGUUUAACAAGGCGUGGAAUAUCAACAUCGUAUCCAUCCUUUCGCGACACAAUAACGUUUUCAAACAUAUCGCCUCCAACAUCAAAUGACUCAACGAAAGUUUAUUUUGUGUUCACUAAAAAUGGAUUUAUAAACUCAACAGAAGAAGUCAUUGCUUACGCUUUAAUUUUAUUGGAAGUGCCCGUUGAUAUACAAGGUACAAAUAGAUAUUGGGAUGGAACUUUUAGAACUUGGCCUUCCAUACCGAAAAAUUCUUUACAGCUUACACCCGAUCUUUGGAAUCCAUUCACAGAUGAAAUACAGACCUGCAAUUUCAUAAUUGGGGCUGUCAACAGUUGUUGUAAAGAAUAUUGUUAUAAUAAACCUUUAAAACCUAACACUAAAUAUUGGUUAAUUGUUAGAGCUCUAACGAAUAAAGCAUAUAAUGACAGCUCUCUACUCUCCUUCCACACAGACAAUAUUGCAACCGAAACAACUCCAGUAUAUACAACAAUUUUGCUAGAAGCAAGCCAGUUUAAUAAUUUUACAUCGCCAACGGUUCAAAAAUCUGUAUCAUAUCCAUUGCUUGGCGUUUUAGACACAAUAACGUUUUCAAACAUAUCACCUCCGACCUCAAAUGAUUCAACAAAAGCUUAUUUUGUGUUAUCUAAAGAUGACCUUAUAAACUCAACAAACGAAGUUAUUGCUUACGCUUUAAUUUUAUUGGAAGAGCACUUUGACAUACAAAGUACAAAUGGAUCUUGGGAGGGAACUUUUAAAACUUGGCCUUCCAUACCGAAAAAUUCUUUACAGCUUACACCGAAUUUUUGGAAUCCGUUUUCAGAUGACCAACACAUCUGCAAUUUUAUAAUUGGGGCUAACAGCAGUUGCUGUAGAGUACAUUGUUAUAAUACACCUUUAAAACCUAAAACUAGAUAUUGGUUAAUGGUGAGAGCCUUCACGAAUCAAGCCUAUAAUGAUAGCUCCCUGUUAUUUUUUCAAACAGCUUCCGAGGACAGCUAUAGCGUCAAUACCAGUAACAUUUCACUAGGUGUUUUAAUUCUUGCAAUUUUGGUAACGGUUGGCAUAGUAUACAUAAUAUACAAAAUAAGAAAACGAAAAAAUCAAGCAGCUCUUAUCCAAGAAGAAGAGGUGGAGCCAAUCAUUAAAGGGCAGGUUUUAGGCCUUAAAAAACCUCAGAGGAGAAAUACAUUUUAGGACCGAAUUUUUAUAAAAAUAGGCAAUAAAAUUUCCUUUUAGGCAGUUUUAGGAAAUAAAAAUAAAUUCUUUUUUAAUCGUUACUGAAAACAUGAUUACAAAUAUUUUAAUUAAUAAUAUUAAUACUACCCUGUACUAACUGAAUGGCACGCGGCUACUUUAUCUGCUAUGGCGUCAAUCAUAUGGGGACGAUAAUGAAAAGGGAGACUUAUUUAAGAAUAAUAUUGAUGUUGCACAUAAUGAUUUAAAACAGUUUCUUUGAAAGUGUGAGUACUUUUUAGAGAUUGAAAAGAUACGAAUAAAAAAUGUGACAUAAA